CUUUUGGGUGGCGCAAGGCGCCCAUCUGCAACCCCACCAGGCCAGCUCCAACAUCCCACCUCCAGCUUCCGUGCCGUCACUUUCAGCCUUGUGAUCCCAGACCUGUCAACUCCACAAACAGUCAUCCCGACAGAGCCUUGUCUGUGUAAGCAGAGCAUCAACGCAUCCAGACUUGCGCGGGAUAAACGCGUCCACGGUUCUCUUUCUUUGGACAGUCUGAUAGCCAACCAGUGCAUCGCCCGAUACCACCGCCAACAUGUUGAUCAAGGUGCGAACGUUGACCGGCAAGGAGAUCGAACUCGACAUCGAGUCGGACUACAAGGUCUCCCAGAUCAAGGAGAAGGUGGAGGAGAAGGAGGGCAUCCCGCCCGUGCAGCAGCGCCUCAUCCACGGCGGCAAGCAAAUGACCGAUGACAAGACCGCGGCCGAGUACAACCUUGUCGCCGGCGACACUCUGCAUCUCGUCCUCGCCCUUAGGGGGGGACGGCACUUUCAAUGAAACGAGCGACGGAAGCGAAGCGAAUAUGUCGACAUGUCUCUAAGGGAGCCGAGAGGAGAGCGGUAGAUGGGGGGUGAGAGAGAAGGCAAACAUGCGGAAGGGCCAUCAUUCUUGUGGUUGAUAUACGGUAUCUUGCUGCCGGUUACGUUGCGUACAUUUGGUCAUUUGAUAGAUUGAGCUCCAUAAAUUUAUGACAAGCUCUCCCUGGAAAGCUCUAUUAUCGCGGAACUUUCGUGUUGAGAAUGACGUGGAUAGUAAUUUGCGACAAAUGGAUUGUGAAGUCAUAUUUCGACUUGAACUGACGAGAACGCAAGCAAACUGACGACAGGCAUGACGCAGCUACGAAUCA
This is a messenger RNA of Trichoderma harzianum CBS 226.95, 848 nucleotides long. RefSeq lists its product as hypothetical. NCBI's taxonomy places the organism in Eukaryota, Fungi, Ascomycota, Sordariomycetes, Hypocreales, Hypocreaceae. The record is from RefSeq and is a predicted model, not a curated record. Gene Ontology annotation, cellular component: cytoplasm; nucleus. Bases 257 to 499 code for a protein of 80 amino acids. Gene Ontology annotation, molecular function: ubiquitin protein ligase binding; protein tag activity. Gene Ontology annotation, biological process: modification-dependent protein catabolic process; regulation of proteolysis; protein neddylation. The transcript has 4 exons.